AUGUACAAUCCAAACAACCCACCUAAACAAAAACCGCCUCCCUCUUAUACCUAUUAUCCACAACAACAUUCGGUUUCUCCACCUCCCUUACAACAUCCAAUUCCCACUCACCCACCAAUUCAAAUGCAAGGACCAAACGAAUACAAUGACGCGUGGAAAUUUAAUGAUGCUACAACACAAAUGGGAAUGCAAUUUGGGAGAACUGCAAUGAUGGCAGGAAGUGAAUACGUCGAAAAAAAUAUUAAUCGAUAUGUUAAUUUUCCUGCUUUAAAACAUUAUUUUAAAGUAAAUAACUUGUACGUGGCCAAUAAAAUCAGAUUGUUGUUAUUUCCAUGGAGACAUCGACCAUGGUCACGGCUCGUUAAACGUUCUGAACAGAACGGACAAAUGGAAGGAUUUAAACCACCCAGAGACGAUAUAAAUUCACCAGAUUUAUAUAUACCAGCGAUGGCUCUGGUAACAUAUGUACUACUUACAGGGUUUGUUGCUGGAACAGAACAAAAAUUUCAUCCGGAAGUUUUAGGAGUAAAUGCUACAACCGCAUCUCUCGUUAUGGUGUUAGAAUUGGUUCUGAUAAAAAUGGGUUGUUAUUUAUUAAACAUUACAACUGAAACUCAGAUAUUUGAUUUAUUAGCGUAUUCGGGAUAUAAAUUUAUUGGCAUUAUCGUUACUCUACUUGUUGGUUUAAUAGCACCUUUUUGGAUGGAGGUUGUUAUUUUCGUAUAUACCGCUUCGGCAAAUGGAUUUUUCUUGUUACGAUCACUCAGAUAUGUCGUUUUUCCUGAUUCCACAAACACAAAUACUGUUAAUAGUCCACAACGAAAAAAACGAAUUUAUUUUCUUUUCGUUGUAGCAUCCCUUCAGCUAAUUCUUAUGUAUUUACUUAUUUAG
Funneliformis geosporum is the source of this 891-nucleotide messenger RNA. Lineage: Eukaryota; Fungi; Glomeromycota; Glomeromycetes; Glomerales; Glomeraceae. The record is from the annotation of a GenBank genome assembly.